CAGUCAGUCAUACUCGGUUUCUCUCUCUCUCUCUUUCUCUUUCACACACACUCUCUCAUCCACUCGUUCUCACACACAUUAUCUUCGUUUGUCUGUCUAUUUACUCAUUCGCUCAUUCAUUCUGUAUACACCGUUGUAUAUUAUACACUUACACGCGCGUAUUUGCUCCGUAAGAUCUUAUGGGUAUCUCAUAUCUUACGUCUCUUUCAAUUUCCGUUAAUCGCGUGUUUUCGUGCGUGCAUUUCGUUCGUGCAGAAAUCUUAGGUGUGCUCUCCUGUGUAUUCUAGCUCGUGUCGUCACGUUUCUGUAGUUUUUCGUGAUCGGCUAACUUAGUAUCCAAUUUGCCGGGUUAUGAACGAGGAUUUUCUUUGGAGACAUCACGAAGAGACUCGAGAGGUUACCGUUACGGAUUUUACAUACGAUAGGACGGUGAACGCGUAUCUUAACUGUUAUAUUUUCUCGUCGUUGGAUGUGUAAAAGUCGAGCUGUGAAUGUUCGCGAGUGUUGUCAAAAUUUCGUUCAGUGCCAUCGUCGUUGCUGUUGAUUGUGGUGGUAGUGAUCCUGGUGGUUGUGAUCCCGGUCCUAAUAAUGAUGGGGGUUACAAGACGAGACGAGUGAUUUUCUAAUCUCGUGAGUUUCAAAUUAGGAGAACAUUUCUUAAAGGACUUUCGCGAUUAUCUUCCAGCUUACGAAGAAUUACGCGAACGUGAUUUAUCGAAUAAUGAAACGAGAAAGAUGAGUAAGUUAAAACGUUGACACAGGUGAAAAAUCCAAAUUUGCUAAUAGACUAAUCUCGCGAUACGUGAUAUGAAUCAAAGGGAAACGCGCGUAGGCGUUAGACUGAACAAAUUUCUAACAAGGUCCAAUCGAUCAUCGAUAAAUGGUGUUUUAAGUCGAUCAGUUCGGAAGAAAAGUGCGAGAGCUAAAAUGUUAUCGGUGAAAAUCGCACCCUUACGAGAGUCCACCAGGUGGUAAAUCUUCGAUAGAAGUAGCUGAAGCAGUUAAUUGAACUCGAUGAUCGGCUCGAAUGAGGGGGCGACAAGGGCGGCGAUGGGCCCUUGCGUCGUUUUCGGCAGGUAAUCGUCGUUGGUGCAGGGUGGCUAAAUGAAGAGGAAUCGUUUGGUGGGCCGGUGAUCGAUAGCGGAGCCCGCUUGUCGCCGUGCGAGAUUUGAUUCGCGAUGGAAUUCCUUCCGCUGCUAUUACUUUGGCUCCUGAUCCUUGAGCCAAGCGCCUACUCGCUCUCGAUCAAGAACAGCCUCAACCCGCGGAUCGUGCAAACUCGAUACGGCGAGGUUCGAGGCUUGAUCAGGUCCUUCGAGAACGCCAAGUUCCUCAAACCGAUCGACGUCUACCUUGGAAUACCCUACGCUACGCCACCCGUUGGGAGCAACAGAUUCUCCCCGACAAGAGCGCCGAGCCCUUGGGAGGGUGUCAGAUUGUCAGAUUCGGUCGGUCCGGUUUGUCCUCAAAAACUUCCAGACAUCUCGAACGAGCAAGAGGCUCUCGAGCGCAUGCCUAGAGGAAGACUGGAAUAUCUGAAAAGAUUGCUACCUCAUUUGCGAAACCAAAGCGAAGACUGUCUAUAUUUGAACAUCUACGCUCCUGCUAUGGGCAUGGCAGAAAGUGGUAGGAGACAUCCGGUUGUCCUCUACAUUCAUGGGGAAAGCUACGAGUGGGGAAGCGGAAAUCCUUACGACGGUAGCGUCCUAGCCAGUUACACCGAGCAAGUGAUCGUCACGAUCAACUACAGACUGGGCGUGCUCGGGUUCCUGAACGCCAACGUGGCGCCCGAAACGAAGGCGAGGGUGGCGAAUUACGGGCUGAUGGACCAAAUCGCGGCUCUACACUGGGUCCAGCAGCACAUAGCACUUUUUGGCGGCGAUCCCGAGAACGUUAGCCUUAUGGGACAGGGGACGGGGGCUGCUUGUGUCCAUUUUCUUGCCAUCAGUCCGACCGUCAUAAGAGGUCUGUUCAAAAGGGCGAUACUUCUCUCAGGCAGUGCACUGUCUUCCUGGGCUGUAGUCGAAGAUCCUGUCUUCUAUGCGCUAAAGCUCGCUAGAGCGAUAAAUUGCUCCAUUCCCGAAGACCUACUCAAGGACAACGAGCUGAUAGUCGAUUGCCUAAGGGAAAGCAGCCUCGAAGAAUUGAUGCAGAUCGACAUACAACCACCAACUUUCCUCAGCGCCUUUGGACCGAGUGUCGACGGGGUCGUUAUUAGAUCUGAUUUUCAGAAAGAUCUUUUGUCCUAUCUUGGACCAGAAUUUCAAGGAUUCGGACCAUUACCGAAAAAAGCUGAACACGGAGCACCCAUAACGAGCAAUAAUAAAUACGACCUAUUGUUCGGCGUCACGACCAGCGAGGCUCUUUGGAAAUUUGCAGAGAAGGAUGUGCAUCAAGGAUUCGAGGGUGAAAGGAGAGACAGAAUCAUCAGGACUUACGUCAGGAAUGCUUACGUAUAUCAUUUAACGGAGAUAUUUUAUACGGUCGUGAACGAAUAUUCGGAUUGGGAACGGACUGUGCAGCAUCCGGUGAAUACAAAAGAUGCAUGUGUUCAGGCACUGAGCGACGCACAAUUUGUAGCACCGCUCGUUCAAACUGGCGAUCUUUUCACUCUAAGACACACGAAGAAGCCAAAUAAUCCUCACAUCGCCCCACCACCAGAGAUCGAGAAGGAACCCAUGCCAAAAACCUUCUUUUACGUUUUCGAUUAUCAGAUGAAGGACGGGGACUAUCCACAGAAAAUGGGCUCCGUUCACGGCGAGGAGCUACCUUUCGUCUUUGGUGCUGCGCUCGUAGACGGAUUCGCACACUUCCCAAAGAAUUACACGCGAUCCGAAGUGGCACUAUCCGAGAGCAUCGUUCAAUACUUUGCCAAUUUCGCUAGGACUGGGAAUCCAAAUGGCGUCGAUCAUCACACGAGAAACGACACUGGGCUUUUACCUGCCAGCAGGGAAAAAAGUCGUUUUAGGAGUCUCACGUGGGAUCAAUACGACCCAACACAUCAAAAAUAUCUCGAAAUCGGAAUGAGGCCGAAAGUGAAAAAUCAUUAUCGAGCUCAUCAGCUCUCCGUUUGGCUAAGACUCGUACCGGAACUUCAUCGCGCAGGAAUGGAGGACGUUGAUUCGAGGCACAAUCUGUUCCGAGGACACGCCGAUCCAAGCCUUUACGACGGUUUGGUCAGGCCCGAUCCUUUGAGUAGGAUCACCGAGGAAUUUAAAAGAAAGAAUUUAAGCACCGAACCACCGACCACAACCGAUUACAGCAUCACUACCUGCGUCAGUCUUAUUCAAAGCACGAAUCUUCAAAAUAUGCACAACGCCAGCACCGACACUUUGGCCAGUCUCGAUGCAGCUGGGUACGCCGCAUAUUCGACAGCAUUGAGCGUGACGAUAGCGAUCGGCUGCAGUCUACUUAUAUUGAACGUUCUCAUAUUCGCCGGUGUCUAUUAUCAACGAGACAAGACGAGACUCGAGGUCAAGAGCCUGCAGCAGCAACAGAUGUUGAAUCAACAGUGUGGCCCGCGCGGUUUCACCGAGUUGAAACAACCACCUUCGUCGCAUUCGCAUUUCCCUGGUAGCGGUCAAGUUAUCGUCGACGUUGAAAAUGAAAUGCUAAGAAGAAACGUGAUGAAAGGACCUCCGAACGAGCCUAACACUUUACAAGGCACACACACCCUGCCACAUCAACAUCAUUACCAAAAGCAACAUCAGCAACAACACGCCACGCUUCCUCGUGCUUCGGUAAUGCAGGACAUAAAUGCGCAAACUCAAGGACCACCGAACGGAUCUAUACACCUGACAGUACCGCGUGCUCCACCACCACCCCGUGCGAAGAGUCCUCCAGAAAACCAACCCCUUUUGCAAAGUACAACCGUCUCGAGUCGCGUCUCGCAAGCAACGAUGAGCGAAAUGCGAGUCUGAUGCUUAGACCCCCCUCCGAAGCCGGUCGUCCCGGACGUCCUAACGGCGUCGACCUUGCUCUAAGACUUCUCGUCUUGCUAAUCAAAAAAUAGACGAGGAGAUGGGAGGGGGGGAGAAAGAAGCAACCACUUUACGUACUUUCGCGCCCUACGCGUCAUGCGUAAAGAAAUAGGAAUUUUAUUCAUAUAAUUGGAAGGAAAACUAAUCUGCGACAUCAUCAGCGAUUUCGUUAUUCGACAUCGAACUUAUCGAUUUAACUUAUCAUCGAUCGCUUACUUGGACGAAAGGACAAACAAUCAAACUUACAAUUAGCCUAAAUCAUCUCUUCAAAAUCUAAAUAUAUAUAUCUCUCUCUCUGUAUAGAUGCAAGCUGUUGCAUCAAUAAUAUUUCGAAUUUGCUUAAACUUUGCAAAUGGAAUGAUUCCGAGAGAGAGGAGGAAAUAUACAUUUUUCAUUGUUUUCUAUUCUACAGAGGAAAAUGCAAAAACAAUCUCCCAAGCUCUGACACACAUACACGAAUAUAGAUAUAAAUAUAUAGAGUCCGUCACACGCAUCCUCAGUGGCAGAUUAAACUAAUCCUAAUUAUCCUAAGCGGAUUACACGAAAAUGAUGUUUUUCUAAUAAGUUUAUUUUCUAUGUUAAAUCACUUUAUACCUAAUUAGUACCCAAAAUUUGUAUCGCUUGGGAUCCCGUCCGCUCCCCCUCCUCCCGCCCCACUUGACUUGAUUCGCCACUGCGCAUCCUCCAAUCGAGAAUAGAUUGUUUUUGUUCUAAAUCUUUUUCUAAAUCUUAAUUCUUUCGCAUUGGAAAUAAGUUGAGAAUUAAAAUCUAUCUUAAGAUACGUAUGUACUGUCUUAAACAGGAUAUAUACCGUGUAGGUAUCAACAACACACGAUAGAAGAUAGAGAACAAUUUUCAAAGGCGUAUGAACGAUCAAAAAAUACCUUUCCUCUUCGGUAAUUAAAAAAACAGAGAAAAGAGAUCAAAGUAAACGCGAAAAAAUUCGCAUAUAAAUGACUUACCCAUACCACGAUGUUAGAUGUUCUUUGUAAAUACAUAACGUAACACUUUAUACCGUAAACCCGCCAAAGUUUGCUACUUUCUAAGAAGACGAAGACGAAAAUGAAGACGAAGACGAAAAUGAAGACGAAGAAGGAGAAGAAGGAGAAGAAGGAGCGAAGGAAAAACUUGAAAGCGUAUCGUUUUUUCGUUCGUAUUCCGUUUCUACAUUAAGAAAGAUACUGUGCAUGUGCGCGUGUGAGUGUGCGAGUAAUAAACUAGGAGAGAGAGAGAGAGAGAAAAGGGCUUUGUACAUCUACAAUGAUUCUCCUCGUGGCUAUUAGACGAUCCUUCAAAGUCACAAGCAAAAGCUUGUCUACUCGAUUAUUUAUCUCCUAUCGCGAACACAUCAAUGAUUUAUACGGGAAGUGACACUCCGAAGCGCGAUGCCUAUGAUUUAUUACAGCGUCUGCGCGUGUUUUACCAAAAUACCGCUCUGUUAAGAUUGUAUCUAUUUUAUAUUUACAGACCUUGCUGCACACCCGACUUGACCAUCGAAAAAUCGAUAAUUUAUAAAUGUUGGAUCGUCAAAAAAUCAUUUUACGUAUUAUUAGGGUGUACAAAGCUGUCGUGGAUGCAUCGUUGCAAUUCAUCGGGAAACGAAUGAUUGUUACCAUCUUAUAUUUCAUUUUCUAUCGUAAACGAACACUUGCUCUUAAUUCUAUGUAAAUAUAUUUCCUCGUAAAAAUACUUUAAAUACUGCCAUAUUAACUGCUGCCAGAUUUGAAUCAUUUACAAUUGAUUGUAUUCAAAAAUAAAGCUUUUUCGAAAGGCUACAAAAAUCUAUGACCACGUAAAGGCGUGAACGUCGAUACCACCACCUAUGUACUAUGCAUAGAUAUCGCUGAAAUAUUGAUACAUAUCGAUAAGUAAAUCAAUAUUAUAUGGUAAAGAAAUAAGUUCAUUUUUAAUGUUAAUACAAUAUGGGAAAAUUCACAUUAAUUGUAUAUUAAAUAUAUAAAUAUAUAUUUAUGAGAUACAUGUAUGACAAAGUUGUCAUUUUCAUGAUUAUUUCAAUUCGUAUUAUUAAAAAGAUUAAUUAACAACCGUAUCGAAAAAAUAUUGGAAUUUUUUCUUUCUACUGCCUCGUAGGCGCAUCAUACGGUAUCGAUAUCAACGCCAAUACGCGAGUACAUAAGUUUUGGUUGGAUUUAUUUUAAAUUCACUUGGAGUAACGAUCGAUGCAAAAUGAGAAUGAACGGCCAGCUGUUUAUCUCGCACCGUAUAUGUAUGUAUAUGCUAUUCGUGAAUUUUUUGUAAAAAUAUGAUUAUACAUAUAAACAUAAGAUUAAAGGAUAAGGAUAAGAAUCCGUUACGCGUAUUACACUGCCAAGACACCGAAAGAAAAAUUUAAGGGGAUAAUAUAAACAAUCAAAAGAUUCGAGAAAAGUGUUGUAAAAGGCGACUGAUCGAAAUGUGUAUGAAAAACUAUCGAAUGUAGACUUACCUAAUAAAAGCCGAAUCAAAACUUUUGUACAUAAACUUAUCGACAAAAAAUAAGAGGAAGAAAAAAGACACAAAAUUACAAAAAAUAUUAAUAAGACAAAAUCAAAAAUAUGUAUAAUACGUAUAAUACGUGUUUUUCGAUAAGACAUAAGAGAAGAAAACUAAGGAGAGACUUGUUAGCGAAUAAUCGUGCUACUUCGUAAACGAAAAUACUUGGAUACUUUUUGCGGAAUGAAAAAGAAAAGCAUAAAAAAAAGCAUAGAAAUCUUUCGUGGAAGAAAGAGGGCUGGGGGCCACGAGUGCGAUUACGCGAUAUCAUCAAGUAUGGACAAUCUAACUAUAUUCAAAAAAUACAAAAGUAAAAGAAAAGGAAAAGAAUAAAGAUUUAAAAACGCUGGAUAUAGUAUUCGUUAUAAAGGAAUGCGGAAAGGCAUUACUCGGGAGAGUUUACGAUGUUAAGAAAUUUAAAUAACAUAUAUUAUAUAUAUAUAUAUAUAUAUAUAUAUGCAUAUGUAUAUAUAUAUAUAUGUACAUAUACAUAUGAAUAUAUACAGAAAUACACAUAUGUGCAGCCACACAAUACACGCACUUACACUUACGCAGAGACACAUGCGCGAACAUUUAUACACGAUACAUAUUGUAAUGAAUUUAUUAUGACGGAUAUAAUUAUAUUUAUGUGACCUUUAGCUGACCUCGCGCUCUAUUAGAAAGAUACUUUAAAUAUACCUUCCGGUUGAGAGCGAGGCUGCCUGUUACGUUUAAUGUUUUUGUUGUCAAAUUGUAAAUAUAUAAACGAAAUACAUGGAGAAAUUAAUUGUA
Messenger RNA from Polistes canadensis, 7244 nucleotides. RefSeq names its product neuroligin-4, X-linked-like (gene NLG-4). The transcript has 15 exons. The record is from RefSeq and is a predicted model, not a curated record. Gene Ontology annotation, molecular function: signaling receptor activity; neurexin family protein binding. NCBI's taxonomy places the organism in Eukaryota, Metazoa, Arthropoda, Insecta, Hymenoptera, Vespidae. The coding region runs from base 1179 to 3920 and encodes 913 amino acids. Gene Ontology annotation, biological process: synaptic vesicle endocytosis; presynaptic membrane assembly; neuron cell-cell adhesion. Gene Ontology annotation, cellular component: cell surface; synapse; postsynaptic membrane.